GGAAUCUUCAGAAACAGCUGAUCUCAGGAGGUUCCACACCAGGUUCUUUAGCUUUUUGUUCUGGGAUUCUAGAACGAUAAUUCUGUGACUCUCGAAGCAUCUUUCAACACACCUCCCAAAAAGUGUGUGUGUGUGUGUGGGGUGGCGAAAGAGAAUCAUGGUCUUCCCUGCUGCCUGAAUCUGAGCUGAGGUUAACCAUCACCAAUGUCGUUCUGGUGUGGAGUUUUAUUUGCGGUAACCACAGUUUUCUCACUGAACGUGCUGUACCACGACUUGUUUGUCACUGAGCCCAAAGAUCCCACUGUUCCGAAGGGCUUCCUCUUGGAUUCACUCCACCCUCCCGCUGGAAACUGGGUCGCUCCCAAAGACCCCAAGAGCUUGGAUUUCAUUAGCUCACCCGAGUUCAAGAUCCACCAGCCCUUCACUGCCUUGCUACCUGCUAAACAGGCAAUCGAAAUUCAGUUUGAAAAGGAGCUCCCAAAGUUGAUACACACCAACUGCAGCCACUUGAGUGGGGUGGGAAAAAUACCGCCAAUGCUUUUUUGGCACAGCAGUAUCCCACAAAUCACAGCAUGCUGGAGCAACUCGGCCGUUCUGGCGGCAUCCGUGGAGAGAGAAGCAGUUAACGUUUCAAAGGUGUCAGAAGAAGAAACAACUGACAAUGAUGGAGAACCUCUUGCAGAGACUGGUCUAACAGUUGUAGAAACAGAUCUACCUGUCAAAAAUACUGAACAAGCAAUUUUGGACAUUAUAGAAAUUGUGGAAUUAGAAACAGAUUUGGAAGUAGACUACCAUGAUGAUAUAAUCAUAAAAGAUGAGCUGCCAGGAGAAGCGUUACAAACAUGUCCAGCAAAGGAUGCUGCACUGGUCAAAACUGAGGUUAAAGGAAAAGUUGAAAAUCCUGUCAGUGAAGUCAUCAGUUUGGGAGAACAAAAUGAUACUUCUGUAGAAGAAGGAAAUAUCACAACAAUGGAAGAAGAGAUUCACAAAGAACAACCAGCACAGGAGUCAGUACAAUACCACCUACAAAACCAUCUAGAGCACGAUGUCUUUCUACUCCUGGGAGUUCACUUGGUGCUUGUCAUCAGUGUUCUAGCAAUGGGUUGUAGGUGCUUAUGUGCCCAUAAGCAUCAUGUAAAUGACACUGUUGAUACGGAAGAGCUAGUAGUGACUGUAGGUUUAAUUAGCUGUAUAGUUGUUGCACUCUUUGCACUGCUAGGAGCUACCAUAAUUUUAUUCAUCCGUAUAUUGCUAGCAAAAUUCCCAUAGCUGUACUUCACC
This is a messenger RNA of Rhincodon typus (whale shark), 1281 nucleotides long. RefSeq lists its product as uncharacterized. The coding region runs from base 205 to 1269 and encodes 354 amino acids. The record is from RefSeq and is a predicted model, not a curated record. Lineage: Eukaryota; Metazoa; Chordata; Chondrichthyes; Orectolobiformes; Rhincodontidae. The transcript has 6 exons.